Dimorphilus gyrociliatus is the source of this 2086-nucleotide messenger RNA. The record is from the annotation of a GenBank genome assembly. Lineage: Eukaryota; Metazoa; Annelida; Polychaeta; Dinophilidae.
ACUUCCGUUUCCUGUCAUUCUGCGAUAGCGAAAAAACUCGCUGCCGAUUGUGCUACAGGAUAAUAGCUAUUUUGAAAAACGCUGUACAUCUUUAUUUUUCUAGAGUGUAUUAUAUAUUAGUUGAUUAAUUAAAUUAUUAUUCGUUUGUUAAAGAGCCUUUUCAACAUUAAACAAUAUGUCGAGACGUUCAGUCAGACUGAAAGCGAAAAUGGAGGAGAGAUUGUCACCUCGACCAAAAAGUCCAAAGAACUGUUCAAUUUGUCUAGGAGAGACAGAAAAUAAAUGUUUUACAGACGAGUGCUCUCAUGAGUUUUGCUUUGUCUGUCUUAUGGAAUGGAGCAAAGUCAAAGCAGAGUGUCCUCUGUGCAAAAGAAAAUUUAAGAAAAUAAUGUAUAAUAUUCGCUCCUAUUCUGAUUGUGACGAGUAUAUAGUGCCUGUGAUUGAUAGAUCUGAUCCUAUAGGAAUAGAACCGACCUUAAGUUCGAUCAAUCCUCUCACUUAUUUCGGGGCGUUUCGCCAUAGACAUGCCCGUUUACCAAACAGGGAAACACUAACUCCAGGAUUCCGAGAACCAGUUAUAGAUUCACAUCUUAGCAGGCUACAUGAGUCGUUUAUGGUUGGAUCUCUUCGUUUUAAGAGGCACAUGAAUAGUAGAUGGAGGAACUCUGAGUCAUUUAGAGAGAGUUCGACAUCAUCCAGAGAGUUAAGCGAAUGGGUACGACGAGAGUUACUUAAUAUUUUUACGAGUUCUGGUAGAUAUAGCUCCCUUCAUUCAAGUUUUGAGGAGAUAGUUUCACAGGUCCUUGAUGCAAUAGAUAGACAUCCAGUAGAUUCCAUUCCAUUGAGGAAUAUGCUCCAAGUUCAUUUGGGCAAUGGAACGGACGAAUUUAUUUUCAAAUUAAGAUACCAUGCACCUCGUGGUCACUCAAGCCGUAACUGUUUCAGUAACCUAAAUAACGGAGACGAUGAUGUUGUUGUUCUUAAUGAUAAUUCUUUGACCGUAAAUACUGAAUCAAACAGCCGCCGUAGAAAACGACCUGCACAAAAACGAACAUCUCGAGCAGUGAAUUUACCAUCAUUCUCUCUGGAUUCAAGUUCUGACAACGAAAUUAAUCCUCAUUUUCAACGUUCCACAAAAAGUAAUCGAGCUUCUUCAUCCUCAAUAGAAUGCCUAGGAUCUUCAGACGACAGUGGAAUUAUGGAUGAUAGAACACCUGCUGCAGUAUUUCAGGGAAGAUCCAGACCAAAGCGUCGAACCAGUUACAUAAACAGGAUGUUAUCUAGAACAUCAGCGAAUCCACCUUCUAGAUGGUUUCCUCAUUAUUCUAUUGGUUUACGAAGAAGCUCACCUGUUAUAAGUUUACGUUCUACUUCAUUAGGAGAUGUAGAGGCCGCUGAUGAUGAAGUACAGAUUAUCUCGUCAAAAGCAGCUGAAGUAGAAUGUAUUAAUUUGGUUGAUGAGACAUCUAAUUUUUCAAAUGAACAAAACGGUGAAUCAAAUGAAAUCAGUGUUGGAAUUGAAAGAAGAAAAAGAAAAAGAUCCCAGUCGUUCAGACGUAAAGAUUUUAGUAAUAAAAAGUUUAAUGCAAAAGAACCUUCCUCCAGUAAUAGUAGAGAUAAUGAAAAUAUGGAAUUUGAAAGUUGGCUCUCAGCUGUUGAAAGGGUUGAUCGAACUUCUAGACAAAAUAGUCGAAGGAAUAGUGCUGAAGAUAUUCGAAACCAAGAUGAAUCUGUAUCAGAAAAUAGGAAAGAAUCACCAGCAAAGAGGAAAAAAGGGAGUUUGAGAAAAGAUUCAGCUCGAUUAAAUAGGACAGUUUUCAACGAUGAUAUCAACAUGAUGGAAUGGAAGAAGGAUUACGAAAAGCGGAGGAAAAAUGACACAUAUUUUCCGUUUGAAAAGAAUAUGAAAAUAUUUGCUGACGAUACGAGUGACGAUGAUGAUGAGAAUUUCGAACGAGCACGUGCUAUGUCAAUGGUGUAUAACAGGCCUAAAGAAAAGAAGUCUCCCUCUGAUCAAGAAGAAGAUGCCAGUACAAGUGGCAGUAGUUGCGGGGGAACAAGUAGUAGCUCAACUAAUGACAGCUGA